Trypanosoma cruzi is the source of this 1086-nucleotide messenger RNA. Its product is annotated as Bem46-like serine peptidase, putative. The transcript has a single exon. Gene Ontology annotation, molecular function: palmitoyl-(protein) hydrolase activity. The record is from RefSeq and is a predicted model, not a curated record. Lineage: Eukaryota; Euglenozoa; Kinetoplastea; Trypanosomatida; Trypanosomatidae. The coding region runs from base 1 to 1086 and encodes 361 amino acids. Gene Ontology annotation, cellular component: membrane.
AUGAGCGUCGUGGAAACUCUUGUGGCAUGUGGAUUUUGGUUUUGUAUCUUUGUAGUUCUUUUUUCCCUUCUACUCAUUGUGGUUAGCUAUCAGUUACGUGAGAAACAGAACCGCCUAUUGUACCACCCUGGGAUCCCAGCAGAGAGCACCCUCAUCUGCGAGAAUCCGAUGGACAGAGGGUUCGCUAACGCGGAAAAUGUACACAUACGCACCGCGGACGGUGUCACAUUGCGUGGAUUUAUUAUGUGGCCAUGGCCUGGACAACACGCAGCACAGCAGGGAGCCACAACCGGUGCUUUUAGGAGCCAAGGUUCCGGUAUGAACGUCGGGAUUCCCUUGUCGUCUAGCUCGACGACGCUUAGAGACUCACUGUUCCCAUCGCCGCUUUACGCCGUCAUAUAUUUUCACGGAAACUCGGGGAAUGCUGGCCACCGCAUACCAAUUGCCGAGCUUCUCACCUCGAAAAAUCCCUGCGCAGUUCUUAUGGUGGAUUACCGUGGAUUUGGUCUUAGCGAUGCUGUUCCGCCAACGGAGGAGGGACUCAAGUUGGAUGCGCAGGCAUGUUUGGAAUACCUCUGGAACCAUCCUCGAAUACCACAGGGGCGAAUCUUUGUCAUGGGGACAAGUCUGGGUGGUGCUGUCGCCAUUGAUUUGGCGUCGCGGCGAAUGAACAUGAAACGUAUCGCCGGGGUGAUUAUUGAAAACACCUUCACUUCUAUCAGUGACAUGGCGUCUGUCUUGGUGCGCACGAUAUUGAGACAGUUUUUAACGAGUUAUACCGAAAUUUUGUUCUCAGUGUUUGACUAUUACAUGAAACCCUUGUGCCUUCGCAUCGGAUGGAGAAACAUCGACUUGGUGAAGCGGAUCCGAGUGCCUCUGCUUUUUCUUUCGGGAAAAAGUGACGAACUGGUGCCGCCAUCGCAAAUGCAACGUUUGUACGCUGCCACAUCAAAAUCAAAUGUCAUGCGAAAAUUUGUCGAGUUUGCUGAGGGAACGCACAAUACACUGCCUUUGAUGGGAGGGUACAGUGAAGUCAUUGAUUUAUUUGUGCAGGAGGUGCUUCGUUUGGAGGCGGAGUUGGUUUAG